AUUCAAGAUAGCAGGCUCUGAUCUGUCGCUAAGGAGCAAAAAUAUCAGGAUUUCUCAAAAUGCCUCCGAAGCCAGCAGCAAAAGGCAAGACUCCCAAAAGCGGGAAGCUUAGUAAAGCAGAGAAGGAAAAGCUGAAGAAAGAAGAAGCCGAACGGAAAGCAAAAGAGGAAGAGGAGGCAAGACUUAGAGAAGAAGAAGAAAAGAGAGAACAAGAAGAAAGAGAAAGACUUGAAAGAGAAGAAAAAGAAAGAUUGUGGGAAGCGGAGAAGGCCAGACAUCAGGCUGAGUUAGAUGAAGUAAAGGAAGCUCUUGAAAACAAUGCCCAACAACUGAAGGCACUUGAAGAAUCACAUAGAAUAAAAGCAAAGUGGGAUAGGUACAUGCAGUGUGAUGGCAGCCCAGAUCCCUGCCUUGAAAAUGAGCUCAAUACAUAUAUGCAUCUUUGGAAAGAAGAGCUGGAUGGCCCUACACCUAAGCCUGUCAAGGACGUACUGGAUGAAUGUGAAAACACUCUGAAGCUGAUAUCUGAGCUGGAGCAUYAUAUUCAAGAUAGUGAAUAUGAGGGACUUACAGAAGAAGACAUACUUAGAAACAAGGAGUCAAUAGCAAAGCUUCAAGAACUUCUUGGUUUUAUACUGGACAGGACAACCAUGCAGCUACUUCAGAAUGCUUCUGACAAUGUUGAUCCAGAAUCCCAGAAUCUUGAGUUCAUAACAACUACUACGCAUUUAACCUUGUGUCUGUGGGGUAACAUCGCAAAGAACCCAAGGCUCAAGUCAGUGACCUUUGAUCAACAAGGUUUUACUAUAGAGAUCCCUAAGUCUUUAGCCGUUGGUGAUGUGUCUAUACGACUUCUGCUGACCGCCUAUGACCACCUUAGUCCUUUGGCCAAAUCAUUUCAUCCCAAACAAAAGAAACCUGAAGUGGUCGUUGAAGUUUCUCAACCAACAGAAGAAGAAAAGAAAGAGGAAGGAGAGGAAGGAGCCAAAGAAGAAGACGAACCAAGAGAUACGACUACACCAAAGUCUGCAUCGGUCAUCAGCCGUGCAAGCAAGACGAGCAGGAGAAAGAGUGCAGCCCGUACUGGUAGCAGCAAGAGUACCAGGAGCCGUAGAGCAAGUGCAAAGAGCGUUAAGAGUCAAGUCAGUGAACAGAACAGCCAAAAAGAAACUAUAAAAGAGGCUGAAACAGAAGCAGAAGAGGGAGCAGAUGACGUCACAAAGACCGACCAAUCAGGUGAAGAGGUUCUUGCAGAAACCACGUCAGCCCUUGAUGAAGAAGAUGAUGACGAAGAUGACGACGAUGUAGUUGACUUGAGGGCAUUUGGUGUUAUUGGACCUAUCAUGUUUAUUGAUUUACUGGAGCUUCCUCCUCAACCAAAACACGUCAAAAACUGGAUAAUACAGCAAAUUGUUUCCCCUGAUCUGAAGAGGCUUCCUUACCAGACACAAUCAGGGACCAAUACUCUACCAGGAUCGGCGUCUAGUAGCAAUGCUCCUCCAUUAUCAGCCUCCACCAGCCAAUUCCAGGCACCCAAUCCACCUCUUGCCAUCAAUUUUAGAUUACCAAACAACGUGGUUUACUUUGAGAAGCCACAGUUGGCCUGGUGGGAGCCGUCCAAGAAGCAAUGGCGUCUAGACGGACUGACAGACAUUCAAUAUGAAGAAGAGACAAGAAUGAUGUCCUUCAAGACAACAGGUUUUGGUUCCAUUGCAACUACCCAGGACUUGUACCUGAACAUGCCAUUCCAAUCAUGGGAAAUCCGUCCUCACAAGACCAACAGUUGUUUAUUCACACUGAUUGCUGCCAUUAUUGAACUGGAGAUAGAAAUAAAGGAUGAUGUUUGUUGUCUCUCACAGCCAGACGACUUGCAAGAGGUUUCCCAUCUCAUUGGGAAAUGGAUGAAACCACAAGACUUCAUCAAGGCCAUGCAGACUGCCGGGGUCAAUGUUUUCCCUGCUGUAGAUGCAGAGAAGUAUGUAAGCGUUAAUAAGAAGGAUGAGAAACUGGAGAACGAAGUUUAUCAGGAAAUAUCCCUCACUGCAUCAGCCUUUGCCUACAGCUGGAGUAAGUGGAAUGCUGAUUCAAGUGUGGAUAAAAUCGUUCUACAAACCGCUGAACAACUCCAAGAUGAUCUUCUCCUUGAGGAAGACUGGUCGUUGUAUUUACUCACCACACGAAGUUCUUGUAAACUAAAGAUGAAAGAAGAAGACACCGAGUUUUCAGAUAAUUCCGCUGACAAUACCCAGCUCCAUUCCAAUCUGUACCAUAUGGUUAGAGACGGUGCAUCUGAAAAAGCCGUGCAGCGCAUCAAGGAUUCAAGUUUUCUCUUUGUGGACUGCGUUUAUCAAUUGCUGUCGGCAACAAAAGUUGUCACAUACUCCUAAUUACAGGAUGAAUUAAGCAAUUGCCUGUCAUUUCGUGUGCGGCUAAAUUGUAAGGAAAAAAAAUUAAUGGAGGUCACGUCAUUUCAGAUGUCAAUGCUGACUGGGAUAUCGAAAUCCCUGGUAUUUCAGCCCAUUCGUAAUUGUUUUAUAGAUUCUCUUAAAAUACUUACACCUCCGUCGCCAAACAUUUGUUUCGUGUAAAUAUUGGUUUYGUAAAUAAAAUACCUUUUUUCUAGAA
Molecule: messenger RNA, 2625 nt
Organism: Actinia tenebrosa (Australian red waratah sea anemone)
Lineage: Eukaryota; Metazoa; Cnidaria; Anthozoa; Actiniaria; Actiniidae
Product: dynein axonemal intermediate chain 7
Cellular component (GO): axoneme
Molecular function (GO): beta-tubulin binding; microtubule binding
Source: RefSeq, a predicted model, not a curated record